This is a messenger RNA of Aspergillus heteromorphus CBS 117.55, 2303 nucleotides long. RefSeq names its product putative dynein intermediate chain. The record is from RefSeq and is a predicted model, not a curated record. The transcript has 3 exons. Bases 1 to 2046 code for a protein of 681 amino acids. Lineage: Eukaryota; Fungi; Ascomycota; Eurotiomycetes; Eurotiales; Aspergillaceae. Gene Ontology annotation, molecular function: dynein heavy chain binding; dynein light chain binding. Gene Ontology annotation, cellular component: cytoplasmic dynein complex. Gene Ontology annotation, biological process: transport along microtubule.
AUGUCGUCGGCCAUGCAGCAGCGCAAGGCCGAGAUCCUCGCCAAACGAGCCAAACUCGCCGAGUUGAAGCGUCAGAGGGAGUUGCGCCAGAAGGAAUUCUCCCAGACCCGAGCCAACACCGGCGAUGCCUCCGAGGUCGUAUCGCCCGUUCCCAGUCGCGCAGAUAGCAGAGCCGAGCUCGAUGACCUGAUCUCCCGCCUGGUCGACCGCCCGGGAUCCGCCUCCAUCAGCCACGGUGCCGACGGCCUCUCGCGAAAGGGGAGCAGACCCAAUUCCGUGCUGAGCGCCAGCCAGCUCAGUGGGGAUAACACCGAGGCAUUCAGUCCGCCUGCCGUGCGACCCGUUUCGAAUUCCAUUGCCGUUCAGACGGUCGGAACGGAAACCUUUGUUGCGCCUCCUGAAGCUGCUCCCGCCCCUGAGCCCAAACCCGAGGUGGUCACCUACAGCAAAGGCGUGCAGACAGACGACCUGAAACCCACCGAUCCGUCAUCCGCGGAGUCCGACGGCGACGACCUUCGCUCGAGCAGGAAAGAUAGCGAACGCGACGAGGAGAUCCGGAAGAAGCUCCGGCAGGAAAUCGAAGAUGAACUACAGGCCACGCAGAGAGCGGAAUACGAAGCGGGGGCUGAAUCCCUAAGUCUGCGCUAUCCACUACGGACCUUGGAUGAUGAUGAAUUGAAGGCCGUCACAUCGUCCGAAGACUUUCUGGACUUCGUCGAACGGUCGGCCAAGGUGAUCGAGCGGGCGUUGGACGAAGAAUACGACGUGCUAGCAGACUAUGAACUCGGAGGAGUCGACGGUGAAUUAGAGGAUGAUGACGAGCAUGGGAAGAGAAGGCGAGGUAUCAAGGAGGUCUGCCAGUUCUGGGAUGAGCGGUGGAGCAAGAAACGUAUGAUCAGUGACCUGAGCUUUUCUCCCAAGUUCCCCGAACUUGUCCUGGCCGCAUACACCAAAAACCCCUCUGCCCCUCACGAACCGGAUGGUCUCGUCCAGAUCUGGAACCAGCACCUGCACGCUCGACCGGAGUACGUUUUCCAUUCGACUUCCGAUAUCCUAACAGCCAAGUUCUCUCCCUUUCACCCAAAUCUCAUUGUCGGUGGCUCGUACUCGGGCCAGGUUCUGCUGUGGGAUACUCGGUCGUCGCGCGCAGGCGGAGGCGCUCCGGUUCAGAAGACCCCUCUGACCGGGUCUGGACACACUCAUCCGGUCUACAGCAUCUCGAUAAUCGGCACGCAGAAUGCCCACAACAUUCUGACAGCCUCGACGGACGGUGUGGUCUGCGGUUGGACGGUGGACAUGCUUUCCCAGCCCCAGGAGUAUCUCGAGCUGUCGACUCCUCCGCCUUCUAAAACGGAAGAUCUUGCGCCCACGACCAUGUCAUUUCCCCAAUCCGACCCAACGUUUUUCAUCGUGGGUACCGAAGAAGGACGAAUCUACCCUUGCCAUCGCUAUGACAGGGCAGGCGCGAAAGCUGGCACCGACCAUCGCCUCGUGUACCAGGGUCACAAGGCCCCGAUCAUGUCGACGGCAUUCCAUCCGGCGCGCGGCCCAGUUGAUCUGGGCGAUCUUAUGCUGAGCUCUAGUCUGGAUUGGAGCGUGAAGCUCUGGCGUGUUCGCCCGCCGGCCACAACGGCUCCCGCAACAUCGGCAAUCACUACCAUGCAGGUUGUAGAGCCGAUCCUGGAUAUCAACCGUGAGGACGUCGUGUACGACGCACGAUGGUCGCCUCACCGCCCCGGAGUGUUCUCUCUCGUCGACGGUGCUGGAAACCUCGAAGUUUGGGAUCUAUACACGGACACGGAAGUCCCUGCGGUGAAGACGACGCCGUCUAGGGGCCGCGGAGGAAUCCUGACGAGAAGUCUCAACAAGGUGGCCUGGGAGGAGCGCGAAGGCCGGCGCAUUGCAACCGGUGGACUCGACGGCGUCGUGACGGUCUUCGAAGUCGGAAAGGGUCUCAGCGGCACCCCGGAGGAUGUGCCCGCCGACGAAUGGGCAGGAAUGAAGAAACUUGUUGGGAAGCUGGAACAGAAGGACCGAUCGAACUAAUCCAGACGUAGUGUUGGAUGACCAUCUCGUGACGUGCAGGGCGUGCCGGGCGAACAGGUGGGUUCUUCCGACCCCCAUACCAUCAAACAAUCUACCGCUUCGUCUGUCCGGGCUCUGUCGUCUUCUUCCUCUUCCCAAUAUGUAACAAAUUUUGAGUGGUGCCUCUGUUUAGCUUACCAUAUACCCCGGGGCACCUCAUUGCUGUAUCUAUGUAUGUUCUAGGCUAGGAGAACGAAGAAACAGGUUUUCAAGUUGUC